AUGAAAUACUUAUUAGGCGGCUCUACAGGGCUUGUGAAGCUCGUGGAGACCGCGGACCGCUCUAUACAGAGGUUCUUUUCCCUGGAUAGCCAGUCACUGGACCGCCGAGUGACCUGUAUGUGUUGGUCUGGAGGUAGCAGUGGCAAUGAGGAAAACGAAUUUGCAGCAGGAUUAGAUGAUGGAUCGGUAGAGAUAUAUGCCUAUCCUUCUAUGGAGAAGGUCUCUAGCUUUGCAUUGCCUUCGCGUUGUGUUCACAUACAUAUGUUAGGUGACCAUUUUGACGUAUUAGGGAAAUCGAUAUAUGCGUCUCGCGCUGAACAGUACCCUAGCUUGUACCCAGAUGUCACUAACGCAAAGUUGCGCAAUAAUCGAGGUAGAUACAUCUGUUGCAUAUCACAAUGCGGUACCUGUGUAGUCGUCGAUUGUGACAAAUUGCAAUAUAAUGGGACUUACAUCAAAUUGGAUCCUGAAAACAUGAUGGAAAGUGAGGAAAACCAACAACCUACCACCAGCAUGAUAGUGGCUUUCUAUAAUCUAAAGAGACCUGUUUCGGCAGUUGCCUAUCAUUCUUUGAUGACAAAUAGGAUUGUUGUUGGCAGUGUUGAUUUACCUCCACUUCUUUUUGAUAUCUUCAUAGGACAGGUGCUCUGGAUUGGGAAACUACCUCACCCAUCACUGUUAGGUCUCAAAUCGCAUUUGGAUGUAAGAAGUAUAUGCUUCCUGGAAGAAUUAGGGCCAGAUAUUUUUGCACUUUCAACGUCAGACUCUUUUAUAUACAUAUAUGAUAUGACAUGUCAGCGCAAACCUGUGUACGAUAUUAAUAUCUGUGACCAUCGCAGUCGAUGUAUUUCUGCUCGUAUGCUGGCUCUGCAUGAAAUAAAGGAAUAUAACACUGAUCGGCGCAAGGAGGUUAGGCAGUCGGUGAACGAAUUGUAUACAGCGGAUUUGCGUAAUAUCGUGAAACUGACCACCCCGCCACAUCGUAUGCUAGAUAACCAAAGUCACGAAACUAAAGAUGUAUGUGACCUGUUUGCUAGUGACAAUUAUGGAUCAAUAUAUCAUUUUAGGGUAAUCACCGGAGAUACUCUAGUUAACUUCCUUAGAAAGAAAUUGCAAAAAUACAAGGUUGACGGUAGUUUGGAACUAACACGAGACAAAAUAAUUCAACACCUUAUCGCUGCUAGAAAACGGUUCGGUUCUGCAAGUGCAAACGACAGACCGCUGCAUUGCGCACCGCCCAGUGCAAAUCAGUACAUCUGUCAAAUGCGUGGGUGCUAUACCAUACACAACGGCGCGGUAACAGACAUCAAAUGCAUAGGCCAUUAUCUGAUUUCUGUUGGACUCGAUCGAUUUACAAGUGUUUACAAUGUCCGUACAAGAAAACGGCUCUUCAAUUGCUACUGUAAUCAGAAACAGACUUGUAUUCUACCACUACACAGCCAAUUUUAUCAGGAAUACGAAACUGAUGAAUUCAAACAGCUUGAGGUACCCGUAGUGAAACGUGGUCCUGGACCUUCUGAAAACAGUAAAGAGCCUGCAGGGGAGCCUGACGAUGAUAUGGAUGAUAAUGGAGUUGACGAAGAUGACCUCGAAAGUCAUAGCGGCAGUGAUUCUGCUAUAGAGGGUAUUGGAAGCCCAUACUAUAGCCAUGAAUCAGAAUAUUCUUCUGGUAGCGAUGUCGAUAUCUACGAGGAGCACAGCUCAGAUGCCUCUGACAGUGAAUAG
This is a messenger RNA of Babesia sp. Xinjiang, 1725 nucleotides long. RefSeq lists its product as uncharacterized. The transcript is spliced from 2 exons. Bases 1 to 1725 code for a protein of 574 amino acids. Gene Ontology annotation, cellular component: nucleolus; preribosome, large subunit precursor. The record is from RefSeq and is a predicted model, not a curated record. Gene Ontology annotation, molecular function: protein binding. NCBI's taxonomy places the organism in Eukaryota, Apicomplexa, Aconoidasida, Piroplasmida, Babesiidae. Gene Ontology annotation, biological process: ribosomal large subunit biogenesis.